Molecule: messenger RNA, 615 nt
Organism: Plasmodium gallinaceum
Lineage: Eukaryota; Apicomplexa; Aconoidasida; Haemosporida; Plasmodiidae
Product: conserved Plasmodium protein, unknown function
Exons: 1
Coding region: 1-615 (204 amino acids)
Source: RefSeq, a predicted model, not a curated record
AUGGCAGAUAAAAUAUGUCACAAAUUAAUUAAUGAAAAUUUAAAAACUUUAUGUGAACAUACAUUACCAAAUAAAAAUGAUUACGAAAUAAAAAAUGAAAAAUUUAAUAACAUCAAUAUAAAUUGUUCUUCAAAAUGUGAAGAAUUGUGCAAUAAUAUAAAUGAGCGAUUGCAAAAAAUAAAGGACAUUGUACAUCUUAGAUCAACGAGGCCAAAUGUAAUUUUAAUAGACACCUUGAAGUAUAUUAAAGAAUAUAUAAAAGAAAUAGAAAAAUAUAUAGAAAUUUUUAAUAAUGUUAUACAUGAAGAAAACAAAGCUUAUGCAUAUUUUGAAGAUAUAUUUAAUUCUUUGAAUAUCCAGAAUCAGAAUGUACAAAAAAUUUAUCAUAUAUGUAGUAAAAAUAUUGUAAUAACAAAAAAUAACAAUGAACUAAUUUUACAAAAACCACAAAGUUACUUUUCUCUUUCUUCUAAAUUUGUCAAUAAUUUAUUAAAUAUAUGCAAAGAGCAAAAUGAAAAAAUAAAUGAAAAUAAUAAUGAAAAUCAGAAUGAAAAUAAAAACAUAAUCGAAAAUGAAAAUGAAAAUAAAAAUAAAAAUGAUAAUUAUUUAAAUUAA